AUGGCCAAGGGAAAGCCCGGCGCCAACGUGCAAAACAGAGCCAUCUACUCGCGCAUUUCUUUUCUUCAACAAGCUGCCUUCACGCUCACAUCUAUCGACAACGCAAACCCGCCUGCGCUAGACUGUCAAUCGUCUUCCCCUGGAAGCCCCAGUAAAUCUAGUCCCGUAUUAGCCCUCGAAGGCAUGAGUAGGCGCCUAGCAAGCGAUUUGCGCUCCAUCUCGCUCAAAACUCGGAUUCGGCUCAACCCGGCGGUCAAGCGAGUGAUCUGCAAGUUUUGCGAUUCGGUUCUCAUUGAUGGGGAGACCUGCACAUCUACAAUCGAAAACAAAAGCAAGGGCGCCAAAAAACCGUGGGCUGAUGUCCUAGUUCGAAAAUGCCGGACAUGCGGGCGAGAGAGGAGAUACCCGAUGAGCGCGGGCAGGCCGAAACGGAAAACGGAACGGCAAGUCGUGGGGCAGCCCCAUGAAGUACAGAAGCAGCCAAUCCCAAAAAGUUAG
This is a messenger RNA of Dichotomopilus funicola, 498 nucleotides long. Its product is annotated as RNAse P Rpr2/Rpp21/SNM1 subunit domain-containing protein. Gene Ontology annotation, cellular component: nucleolar ribonuclease P complex. Gene Ontology annotation, biological process: tRNA processing. Lineage: Eukaryota; Fungi; Ascomycota; Sordariomycetes; Sordariales; Chaetomiaceae. The record is from RefSeq and is a predicted model, not a curated record. The coding region runs from base 1 to 498 and encodes 165 amino acids. The transcript has a single exon.